AUGACUAUGGCGCCGUCCGAGUUCAAGCGCCUGUCAGAUGGGGGCUCACCAUCGGAAGAUAUGAUGCAUGCGGGUAGUUCAUCGGAUGAGCGAUUCAGUGGUACCACUCUGGGCUCGGAACGGUUUAGAGAGUCAACCAAUCUCAUUCCGUCGCCCGGUGUAAUGGGUCCCAAACCCAAACGAUUCGAACCAAUCAUGCUGCAGUUAUGGUUCAUCAUAUUAACUCCGUUUCUUAUGCUGUCGUUGGGCAUUGCGUUGGAGAUCGCCAUAUACAUAUCAAACCUCAACCACGGGUUCAAGGUUCCUCAGAGCAAUGUAUUUCUAGUCUUUGGCAAUGUGACAGGACAGUUUCUGGCGUCCUUCUUCCCUACGCUUCUUAUUAUGCCGUUUGCUUUUGCUUGGAGAGAGCUGGACUUUCUCAUUCGAAGUUAUCAGCCUUAUGUGAUGUUACAGAAGGGAAAUGCAAAAGCUGAGGAGAGCUUACUAUUGGAUUAUAAAAGGACGUGCAGCCCAAUAUUAGCUAUUCCACGCGCCCUAGCCUACAAGCAUCGAAUUGUGCUAUGGUCUUCUAUCACUGCAGUGUUGACGUACAUCUAUCAACCAUUGACUGGAUCUAUCUUUCAAAUACAAUAUGCUCAACAGUCUGAUUCCACAUCGGUGAUAGGGACUCAGAGUGUAGGCCUAUCACCGGACAUUGCAGACCUGAAUCCUUUCAUGGCAGCAGCUGGAUACGUCGAUGCCUCUGUGUUGUUUGGUUUGCCCGACCCACCGUUCGUACAAGGUGGAUGGGCUACUGCUGAGGUUUUAUUUCCCUCAAAGCCAUCUUUGAAUGGAACGUUGUCCGUCGACACAGCGGGUAUUCAGACCACCGCCAACUGCUCCAACUCAGUCGGAGCACCUACAAUAUCUGGCUCGGACAAUGCUUUAACCGUGACAUCUACCUCUGUUGAUGGUUGCCAGUUAAACGUCACUUUCGACUCUACGGCCGCCACUCAGCAGUAUGGAGUCCAAAGUGUAUCAUGUCCUGGAAAUGCAUCAACCUUGCCUGUUCAGUUCCAGCCUGUCAUGUUUUGGUUUUUCCAAAAUUCCAAUAGCCAAAAACAAGUCAAAAGCGUCUUUUGCACUCCAAGGAUCAAGGCAGUCCAAGUAACUGCAACCGCGAGUUUGAACGACGGUAACCUGGUUAAUGUCACUCAGAUCGGCGAUUUGACGGUAGAUAAUAAUGUUACUGGUACUGGCCUCAACCAGCCUCCUGCUCCAGUCUUCAACGGUGUAAUAUUCCAAAAUUCGACCAAUCCCUUUAUUCAGGCUAGAGUCGUGGCCACUAGUUCUAUCGUCUCUGGUGCUAUUUUUAAAGCCGCGCAGCAGCAGCCGGGUGGGUUGGCGUCUACAUUCGCUGCUGCUAACAAUUUUUUAGAUCUGACCUCUACCUAUUAUACACGUCAUCUCUCUAUCGUCGCAAGAUCUGUAUACUAUGUACAACAAAAUACCACGUUACCAGCCAAUGAGGUCUCUCUCGUGCCUCGGUUGGUCGUCGACCCCCUGCCUGCCCAUUUCCUCGCAAUUAUCCUCAUACUUACGGGCGUUAUCGGCAUGUACCUACACGUUCACAACCGGCGGCAGAGAAAAACGUUACUACUAGCCACACCUCCCGGUAGCAUAGCCUCCAUUGUCGCCCUCACUUCUCGAUCCGGGUUUGGAGAGCUUCUAUAUCCAUACGACGAUGAACUGACGCUGGAGAAAAAACUGGACGGAAUCCGAUUCCGGUUAGAUAGACGAACGGGGGCCAUCUUGGCCGACGAUUUUGAGACGGAGCGCGCGGGGAUGGGUAGGGAUGAUGCGUUGCUUUCAUUGCUUGGGAAGGCCCCGAAUGAGCCUAUAUCGGCGGCAUCGCAUUCGUCGUCUGCUUUGGCGUACCAGGCUGCGAAUGGCAUUUUGCCUUGGGAAAGAUCGUGGGCGCCGGAUGCUGCGGCGCCACCAGGGGCUGCUGCUCCUCGCAUUCCUGGUUCACCGCUGAGAACGGACUACGUUCCGUAG
Messenger RNA from Psilocybe cubensis, 2037 nucleotides. RefSeq lists its product as uncharacterized. The coding region runs from base 1 to 2037 and encodes 678 amino acids. The transcript is spliced from 15 exons. The record is from RefSeq and is a predicted model, not a curated record. Lineage: Eukaryota; Fungi; Basidiomycota; Agaricomycetes; Agaricales; Agrocybaceae.